Messenger RNA from Syngnathus typhle (broad-nosed pipefish), 2498 nucleotides. Its product is annotated as transmembrane protein 87A-like. The transcript is spliced from 20 exons. Lineage: Eukaryota; Metazoa; Chordata; Actinopteri; Syngnathiformes; Syngnathidae. Bases 56 to 1732 code for a protein of 558 amino acids. Gene Ontology annotation, cellular component: Golgi apparatus; Golgi cisterna membrane. Gene Ontology annotation, biological process: retrograde transport, endosome to Golgi. The record is from RefSeq and is a predicted model, not a curated record.
UACACUAACAAGUCAUCAAGCCGGAUCCGUGACGCGGGGAGGCGGCGGAUGCUCCAUGCAGAACCUCGAAACCACCAAAAUGCCAAAUAACGCAACGCGAUUGUUACGCUUCUUCUUGUACCUCGCGGCAGCUUUACCAGCCGUUAGAACGGCGGAGGUGUCCGUGUGGAACGUAGACGUCAACUCGACACAACAUGCCGUCUUUCGGAAGACGCUGUACGCCAACACCACUAUCUUCAUGAAGUUCCAGGGUGACGUCAGCACGUGCGAUCGAAAUGUGGCCUUCAACAUCAGCUGGUACUUGCGUUCCUCCGUGUGCUACAAUGAGAUCUUCAACACGCCCGACAACAAGGCCAUCAACAUGUUCGCCAUGGAGCACACGCUCAAGGAGGGCUGGAGCGGCUUCUACAGUCAGGGCUACGUCUACUUUGAGAACUGCUCGGCUCUCUUUUUGCCAAAGGUGUACUAUGGCGAUUUUAAUCCAUAUCAACCGCUGACCAGCCUAAAGAGCGACGCUUCAAACCAGAGCCUUGUUUGGCCUGACAAGCCGGACUUGGGUGCCGUCGCCAAGGCGUGGGAGGACAGCCCGUACUUGUUCAUCGUCAAGGUGCAGCCGCUGUUCCGCGGCGCGGAAGAUGACGACUCCGUGGCCGAGCAGCCCAACUUUGCCUUCACCAUGAAAGUGGAGAUGAAAGGAACACAUGACUACUCCUCCCCUGCUGACUGGCCUCAGAUGAUGUUCUUCAUGAUCAUGUGCAUCGUCUACGUGUUCUUCGCCGCCCUCUGGUUCUUCUGGUGCGCUUGCUACUGGCGGGACUUACUCAGGGUGCAGUUCUGGAUCGGCGGUGUCAUCAUCCUGGGCAUGCUGGAGAAGGCCGUCUUCUACUCCGAGUAUCAGAACAUCCGCUACCGAGGAGACUAUGUUGAGGGCGCCGUGAUUUUUGCCGAGCUGCUCUCUGCGCUGAAGCGAUCUCUGGCCCGCAUCCUGGUGCUCAUCGUCAGCCUGGGUUACGGUAUCGUCAAGCCCAGGUUGGGCACCACAGUGCACCGUCUGGCUGCGGUUGGCUUGCUCUACUUGCUCUUCUCAUCGGUGGAAGGCGUGCUCAGGGUGACGGGCGGUUUUUAUGGAACAGUAGCUCUGGUUGCCAACCUCAGUCUCUCCCUCAUUGACUCCUGUGUCAUGUGGUGGAUCUUCAUCAGCCUGUCGCAAACCACUCGUCUGCUGAAGUUGCGUCGGAAUGUGGUCAAGCUUUCCUUGUAUCAGCACUUUACCAACACGCUCAUCUUCUCAAUGCUGGCCUCCAUUGUUUUCAUCAUCUGGACCACCAAAGUCUUCAAGCUGGUGGACUGCCAGAAGAGCUGGAGGGAUUUAUGGGUGGACGACGCCUUUUGGCGGCUGCUCUUCUCCACGAUCCUGCUGGUCAUCAUGGUGCUGCUGCGCCCCUCCGCCAACAACCAGAGGUUCUCCCACUCGCCUCUGAUCGAUGAUGACGACGAAGACGAGGAUGAGGCCAAAGAACCCAUGUUGAACGAAGCUUUUGAGGGGAUGAAGAUGAGAGGAUCCAAACCGGAGUCCAACGGUUCUCAGAAGCUCUUGAGUAAAGAGGAUGAAGACCUGAAAUGGGUCGAGGAGAACAUUCCGACAACUGUGGCUGAUGUAGCUCUCCCCGCAAUGCUAGAUGAGGAAGAGGAAAUCCUGAAAACUAAAAUGGAGCGAUCCAAAAUGGAGUGACUACCCUAGGACACGGGUAACUCUCCAAAGUGACCCAAAGCGGUCAGAAAGCCAUGUGGAAUGUGUCCGUGACUUCGCUCUACAGUCGUCACCCACAUUCCAACUCCACCCACCACACCCCCCACCCAUAAAAAAAAAAAUUGGAUGGGAAACACAAGAUUAGAUUAUCUCCAAUGAGCCAUUUUCUAGAUAUUUGAUAUGGGCUAAAAUGAAGGAAGCAAAGUUUAAUAAAUAAAUAAAUACACUAUAUGACACUCAAGUAAUCAGCUACUGUAUUUCCAUAUUUGAAGCCCAUCACCGAAAUCUGAGGGCGAUCUAGCUAUGGUGUUCCCUCCAAAGAAUGUAACUAAUGCAAGACUUUUGAACUUUUAUUCAAUAUCUAAAUUCCGUGUGGACUUGCACCAUAAAAUGUCGGCUUAAGCACCACCCUCUCUCUACCUUCCCUGCACUCACUCCCUCACCAAAACUCCAAAUAUCACAGGAAAUUAAAGUAAAAUGCUCCAUAUUAUUAUAUCUCGAAAGAAUCUUUUUGGUACUCCAAUCCAGACGUAGUGCACAUAAUGACGUUGAGCUUUUCUGUUCUGUCCGACCCGAUCACAUCUCUGUGCAAAUUACUGUAUAUGCCUGGGUAUCACAAAUGACCUAAUUUAUGCUUAUUUGUCUUGUUCAAAUCAUUUAUUUUGUCUAAAGUCUAACUUUCUGGAUGUUAGUCUGCAAUGUGUAAUUUCAAGCAGUAAAUGUCCAGCGAAUAAAGUUUUUAUUGAAA